AUGGGGAAGGGGAUUCCCCUCCGCGCGCCCGCCCCCCUGGCCCGCCUGCGCUGCACGUGGCCGCCGCCGGGGAGCGAUGCUUCGGCUGGGCUGGACGGCGCGGCCGUUGGCGCUGCCGCUCGGAGCUGCUGCUGCUGCUGCUGCUCCCUGGCCCCGCCGGGGAGGAGGACGAUGCAGAGGCUGGAGGAGAAGCGAGGCGCCGAGGGGGACGAGCCCCAGGAGAUCCGGCCGCUGCCUCCUCCGCCGCCACCGCCCUCGCUCUCGCCCUCCUGCUGCGGCCGGAGCCUCCGCCGCCUCGUCCCCGUCGGCGCCUGGCGAGAGGCCCGCGAGCUGGUCCAGAUCGGCGGCCCCGUGGUGAGGAAGGAGGGCAGGCGGGGAGGGCGGGGACCCGAAGGAGAACCGCGAUCUGGGGGGGCGGCAGCGGUGGUGCAGUGGUUAGAGCAACCGUGGCCCGCCUCGCAACGUUGUUGUGCGGGCGGAAGCAGCAGGAUGAAUGAUCGUCAGGAUCAAUGAAUGAGGCGCAGAGACUGAGAAAUGAAAGAGAGAUCAGAGCAUAGCUGUCAAUAUUUUUAAGGGAAAUUCCCUUAUUCCGAAUAGGAUUCCAUUGCAAGAAAAGGGAAAAGUUGACAGCUAUGGAUCAGAGAGAGAUCUGCGGAGAAUAACAUGGGAGGGAAGGAGAGAGAAAUGGGAGGAAUAAAAAUGUGAAGAGCUGAAAUGGCUUUUAAUCUAGUGUUCCGUUUACCGCCAAUUCUGUUUUUUAAAAUAAUUGUUUCUAACUUUUUUUACUGAUAAAUCUCACUGUUCCGUUGUUUUCGCAAACUGCUCUGAGUUUCUCCCUCUCACAAUCAAGCAGUGUAUAGUUUUUAUUUGAAAGACGGAACGAAAUAAUGGGGUUGUCUCUGACCAAGCUUAACCCCGUCAGAAUGGGUGAGUCAGCCGUGCCCCUUCAUUUCAAUGGGUCAACUCUGAGUGAGUAGAGCUAGCGUUGGAUGCAACCCGCAGGAGAUGAAAUGGGAGGCGUGGGAUGGAACAAGGAUGAAGGAUGAGAAAAUGGGAGGGAGAAGGGCAGAGAAAAAGAAAAGAAUGAAAUGAGAGGUGAAUAGAGGAAAGGCAGGAGGAAGGGAAGAGGAAAGAAGAGGAGGGGAAGGAGGAAGUUGAGAGACAGAACUGCACUACGUCCUCUGAAAACAGAACAAGGUUCCAGUCCUCAUGGUUCUGAAGGAAGGGCUGAUUUCAGUUGAACUGCCUUAAGCUGAGUCAGUUCAUUGGUCCAUUUAACCCAGUGUUGUCUGCACUGACUGGCAGCAGCUCUCCAGAGUUUCAUGCUAGGGGACAUUCCCUUCCAGGAGAAGCCACUGGAGGCUGAACCUUCUGCGUGCAAAGCAGGUAGUCUUCCCCACAGCUGUGGUCUCAAGAGACCCACCCUAUCUUGUCCUUGCCCAAAGGUGGACUCGCCCCUAGUUGAUAAGGGAAGGAGGUGGGGGGGUCCAAAGUCUGAGCUUAUUGGGGCCCAGAGACCCCACCCUGAGCCCUUUUUACGACCCGCUAAAAACUAAAGUACACAUUUCAUUUUCCGGAUCAGCCUUGUGACCUCUUGCAUGAAACCUUACGCGAAUGGCUGUUUUUAAAAAUCUUUAUUUUUGCAUGGAAAUUGGCACAUGAUGGAACCGAAAGUGCUUUUGUUUUUUUAAAAAAAGAGAUUUUCUAGUCUGUCUUUCAGGGCAGGCCCCUACCCAGACCUCUCGCACCAGAACAAUACAAUAUAAGCAAGACCCACCCGGAUAAAACCACGAGGCAAAGCUGAAAACAUUGUUUAUCCUGCAUUAUAGAUCCUGCGCCGGAUUGAGAGGGGAAGGUUAGACUAGAUUAGGGGUGGUGGGAUAUCAGGCCUGGGGGUCCGGAUGCGGCCCUCUGGCUCUCUCUUUCUGGCCCUUGAUGUUCUCCUCGGGUCACGCCCCACACUUCCUGCCUUUGUGGAGUUCUUUAACUGUUUGGAAUGUGUCCUUGAACUGUAAAAAAAUAAAAAAUCCGCUUGUUUGCUUGGAUGGCGAGAUGUGUGUGAAAACCUCUGGCUUCUGCGCGGCUGAAAUGUGCAGCCUAUAGUACAAAAGUAAGGCCCCCGUCUUCACAGUGCAUUUAAAGCUGUAUCAUACCACUUUCAUAGAAUGAUAGAGUUGGAAGGGACCCCUAGGGUCAUCUAGUCCAACCCGCACAAAUCUCAACUGUCGAACUGCUCUUACUGUCAGAAAGUUCUUCGUGAUGUUUAGUCGGAAUCUCCUUUCUUGUAACUUGAAGCCAUUGGUUCGGGUCCUACCCCCCAGAGCAGGAGAAAACAAGCUUGCUCCAUCUUCCACGAGACAGCCCUUAAGAUAUUUGAAGAUGGCUAUCAUAUCUUUUCUUAGUCUCCUCUUUUCCAGGCUAAACAUACCCAGCUCCUUCAACCACUCCUCAUCAGGCUUGGUUUCCAGACCCUUGAUAAUCUUUUCCGCCCUCCUCUGCACACCUUCCAGCUUGUCGACAUAUUGUGGCGCCCAGAACUGGACACAGUAUUCCAGGUGUGGUCUAACCAAAGCAGAAUAGAGUCAGACUAUUCCUUCCCUUGAUCUGCACACUAGACUUCUUCUGUUGAUGCAGUCAAGAAUAGCAUUAGCUUUUUUUGCUGCUGCGUCACACACUGGACUCAUGUUAAGCUUUUAAUAAUAAUAAUAACAGCAUCUUAAAAAGCAGAGACAUCACCUUGCCAACAAAGGUCCGUAUAGUUAAAGCUAUGGUUUUCCCAGUAGUGAUGUAUGGAAGUGAGAGCUGGACCAUCAAGAAGGCUGAUUGCCAAAGAAUUGAUGCUUUUGAAUUCUGGUGCUGGAGGAGACUCUUGAGAGUCCCAUGGACUGCAAGAAGAUCAAACCUCUCCAUUCUGAAGGAAAUCAGCCCUGAGUGCUCACUGGAAGGACAGAUUCUGAAGCUGAGGCUCCAAGACUUUGGCCACCUCAUGAGAAGAGAAGACUCCCUGGAAAAGACCCUGAUGUUGGGAAAGAUGGAGGGCGCAAGGAGAAGGGGACGACGGAGGAUGAGAUGGUGGGACAGUGUUCUUGAAGCUACCAGCAUGAGUUUGACCAAACUGCGGGAGGCAGUGGAAGACAGGAGUGCCUGGUGUGCUCUGGUCCAGGGGGUCACGAAGAGCCGGACACGACUAAAUGACUCAACAACGACAACAACAACAAUUUAUUAUUUAUACCCCGCCCAUCUGGUUGAGUUUCCCCAGCCACUCUGAGCGGCUCCCAAUCGAGUGUUAAAAACAAUACAGCAUUAAAUAUUAAAAACUUCCCUAAACAGGGCCUUCAGGUGUCUUUUAAAAAUAAGAUAGCUGCUUAUUUCCUUGACAUCUGAUGGGAGGGCGUUCCACAGGGCGGGCGCCACCACCAAGAAGGUCCUCUGUCUGGUUCCCUGUAACCUCACUUCUCGCAAUGAGGGAACCACCAGAAGGCCCUCGGCGCUGGACCUCAGUGUCUGGGCUGAACGAUGGGGGUGGAGAUGGUCCUUCAGUUAUACAGGACUGAGGCCGUUUAGGGCUUCCCCCAGUCAUGGCUUCCCCCAAAGGACCCUGGCAACUGUAGUUUGUUAAGGGGGCUGGGGAUUAUGAGGAGUUAGCCCAGUUUCCCUCACGGAGCUUCCGUUUCCAGAUUGGUUCAAUCCCUCUUCCCAAGGAACUACUUCCUGAAAUUUAUACACUGCUUGAUUGGAAAAGAAAAACCCCACCUCAAAACGGUUUACAAAAGAGCUAAAAUGUUAUCAAUAAAAAGAACUCACAACAAUAAUUUAAAACAUUUUUUUAAAAUACGUUUGGUGGGCCACACAAUGACAUCUCACUUUUUCUUUUCUUUCCUUCUAAAAUAAAAACACUGAAACUCCCAUAUUUUAUUAUUCUGCUCAGUCGCCUCUUAGUCUAAUAUUGUCGUUGGCUGUUCUGAUGCUCGAUUUCCGCUCCCCUUGGCUCCGCUGGCAAAGCAGCAGAGUUCUUGCAACUUUUACAAGGAGGACCUAGAACUGAGUUGUCCACCAGCUUUUCUUUGGAUUGCUUGCCAGGGACCUGAGGUUUUGCAGGGAGCUGCUUGCUGGCCUGUCUGUUCAGAUCCUGCAAGACUUGUGUGCUUCUCUCCAUGCCCCCUGCCUCCCCCACUGCUUGCAAAGGACCCUGGGGCUGGAGCUUGCUCAGAUCCUGGGAGGCCUGCUUAUUUUGGUUAUCUUGCAAAGGAGCCUUGCAAAAUGCUCUGGGCCGUAGAUUCAGAUUUGUUUGUUUGCGUGUGGUCCAGCAUGGCGCAUAUAUCCGCAUGAAAUUAACUCGGCUAAAAAGAUAUACAGUGAAGUACCUCUGGUUACGUACUUAAUUUGUUCCGGAGGUCCGUUCUUAACCUGAAACUGUUCUUAACCUGAAGCACCACUUUAGCUAAUGGGGCCUCCCGCUGCUGCUGCGCCACAGGAGCACGAUUUCUGUUCUCAUCCUGAAGCAAAGUUCUUAAUCCGAGGUAAUAUUUCUGGGUUAGGGGAGUCUGUAACCUGAAGCCUAUGUAACCUGAAGCGUAUGUAACCAGAGGUACCACUGUACAACAAACGCAAACUUAAAAUUUUGAAUUUGCUCGGCGGAUCACAACAUUUCUCUUUUAAAAAAGAACGAACUAACCUGGGGACUUGUGCAUGCUGAACUUUAAAGUGCUUGUGUGUUUGUGAUCUUUUGUUUGGAUCAGCUGUCCUGUCCCUCUGGAACAGGGGGAGAGGGAUCAGUUCCUUCAAUCCCAAACAGCCUUUUGUUCAUUGUCCAUCUUGCAAGCAUCUGACUUUGGGUCGGAAGUUCUUUGCUGCCAGAUAAGGGCACCUUUUGAAACUUUCAUGCCCUGGGGUUGAGGGAAACUUUCAUGCCCUGGGGUUGAGGGUUUGUGUGUGUCUGACGGUCUGACUCGUUCCUUGAGCACAUGCUUUGCAUAAAAAGUCCCAGGUUCAAUCCUAGUUGAGGGGGGAGGAACAGGACAAAUGUGUGCUGCGAUAAAAUGUUGCAGCAUGAGGUGCUGCUCUUCCAGAUUCUAGCCCCUCUCUCCCCACCCCCAUGAGAACUUAGGAAGCUGCCUUGUGAUGACUUGACCCUUUGGUCCAUCCAGCACAGUACUGUCCACACUGACUAGCAGCAGCUCUCCAGAGUUUUAGGCACAGAGUCUUUCCCCAGUCCCACCUGGUGAUGCCGAAAAUCGAACCCAGGACUGAGUUCAAACAGAUGCUCUUAUCACUGAGCUCCACUCCCUUUUCCCCUUCUCCCAACAGUCUAUCAGCAUUCAAGGAUCGCCAAGCACACUCAGUCUUCACUGAGAUGUUUUUGGGUCACCUUAAAAUUGGGGGGAGUAUUUUGCAACUCCACACAGCGCCUGAACUCUGGAAAUAGCAGGAACGUUGAUCCUUCGGCUAAAGGAGCCAAUAAUCUGAUUUUUUAAUAUUGUUUUUCUUGUCCUCUGCUGGGUCUCUCUAUUGACGUGUUCCGGAUUGGGCCAUUCAGCUAACAGCACGUUGCCUCUUCUCUACUUCCCCCCACCCUCCCCCCAAAAAUCCACAUAUUUGUGUCAGGGCAUGUCCAGGAUUAGAGGACUGCUGUCAUAAACCUCUUCCCGCCAUCGCGCGGUCAGGAAACAAAAUGCUUAUUUUCUCUUUCCCCUCCCAGAUCCUUGUCAGGGUGAAAGAUUGCUGCCCUGGGGUAGCGCCGAGCUUCGCGUAAGCUGUGCUUGUUGGGACCUGUUCAGCUUCUCUUGGCGCUCUUCCCCAAGUACAAGAAAACACCGCUUUGGAUCGGGCCCCGGUUCCUGGAACCAAAAGCCAGUUCAAACUCCACAGGGCCAAGACACACGGGAGAGGUUCUGCGAGCCGCGAGGGGGGAGUGGAAAUUUUUGGGAACCAUUUUUUGGAGGAACAUUGCAGGCUCCCUGCAGGUAGAAAGCUAGCCUCUGCGUGACAAAACACCCGGGGUUGUUCCGUGCGCCGAGACCUUGCGUUCAGAAGGUGGGGAGGCGGCCUGUUUACAUAGUGAUGUCCAGCAGAUGCCCCCCAAUAGGAAGACCUCGAGCAGGACGCGGGUGCGAGAGCCUGUGGCUUGUACACUGCUGACUCCAACCACAGAAGCAGAGCAGAACCACCGUGGCUAGUGGCAACAGAGAGACUUAACCUCCGCAAACUUGGCUAAGCCUCUUUUAUAGGCGUCUGAGUUAGUGGCUGCCACUCAGUGAUGCAGCGUGGGUUGCCAGUGCCCGGGGCAAGGCAGAUAGCAUUGGCACAGUCUGGGACGAAGGGGCAACAGCUCAGUGAUCUACCCAUGUGGGAAUCUUUCCAAAGCUUGCAGAGGGCACCCUGGCAACCAGCCACCGCCCAAAUCGUCUCCUUAAUCUACUCACGUGAACACUGGGAUAUUUUCUGAGCGAGAAUAUUGAGGCUUGGAGUAUUGAGACUGUAUUUUAAUGUUGUGUUUUAAUGUUGUAUUUUAAUCUCGUUUUUAAGUUGUAUUUCAAUCAAUUUGUUUUACAUCGGGUGUUAGCCACCCUGAGCCUGGUCUUGGCUGGGGUGGGCAGGGUAUAAAUAAAAUUUAUUAUUAUUAUUAUUACUAUUACUAUUAUUAUUAUUAUUAAAAUUACAGGUGGUUAGCACGUUGUAGCGGGUUGGCCUAGAUGACACCAGGGGCCCGUGGCACAGAUUUAUGCAACAAGGGGGAGGGCAAGCUAUGUUUUUAUUCAUUAUUACCACUUCUUUUUUGCCUUCUGAAAUUUUGCGCCCCUGAGAAUAUAAAAUACGCAGUGAUUUACGUUAUGCAAAACCAAAGAGAAGAAGGGAAGCAACUGAUAUUUUAAGGUUGUUUAAAUGAAUAUUUUAAAUUGUAAAACAGAAAAUUUAAUAAAAAAGAAGAAGAAGAAUUUUGUGCCCCGGGCAGCUGCCCCAUGCUACACCACUGCCGCCACCGCCACAGUUUAAUUGUGUGCUUGGCGAUGGGAUGUGCUCACCCCUUACCCUUCCUCCUUAGUUCGUGGCGCAGCUUCUGGGCUUCCUGAUCAGCGUGGUGAGCUCCAUCUUCUGCGGCCACCUGGGCAAAGUCGAGCUGGAUGCCGUCACCCUCGCUGUAUCGGUAAGUAAGGCCCUGCCUCGCAAGAGCUGCCUUGCGCUCAGCCAGAGCCCUGGGCUGCCCCGCUCCCUGAGAGCUGGGGCAAAUGCUCCACCUUUGAUCUGCAGCCCCUCUCGCUAAAAGCAGAGCCAAGGUCCCAGUCCUCAUGGUUCUGAUUUCAAGAGGAACGCAGGAAGCUGCUGGCGCCGAGUCGGGCCAAGGGGGGCGUCUGCCUCAGCACUGCCUGCACUGACUGGCAGCAGCCGCCCGCCGAGGUUUCAGCCCUACCUAGAAAUGGCGGACAUGCCAGACAUGGAACUCUGAUCUUAAGAGUCAAGUGGCAGCUCCGCAUGGUUCUGAACAAUGGGAGCUGAUUUCGUUAGGAACCCAGGAAGCUGUCAUAUAUCCUGAGCUGGGGCAAUGGCCUAGCUAGUGUUGUCUGCACUGGCUGGCAGCAGCUCUCCAGAGUUUCGGGCAGGGGGCGUUCCCAGCUGCAGCUGGAGAUGCCGUUGGGGUCCGAACCCGGGACUUUCUGCAUGACCUUGACACCCUCCCUCUCUUCCUUUCUCUCUCAUCACUCCUGCCUCCCAGGUCAUCAAUGUGAUUGGCAUUUCCGUGGGCACUGGAUUGGCAUCUGUGUGUGACACUCUCAUGUCCCAGGUAUGUCCGGACACCGCAUAGGGAGCUCCUCAGUACCACGUCUGACUUCUUCUACCCACCUAGCCCAGUAUUCCCUGCUCUGGUUGGCAGCAGCUCCCUAGGCUCUUUCCCCUAUCACCUGGCUAACUGAACCUUUUAAAAAACCCUCAAGAUGCCAAGGAUUAUAUUUCCCCGUACGGGGAAGUUUUAAACUUUGGGUGUAUGUCUUACUGUGUUUUUAUAUUUUGUUGGAAGCUGCCCAGAGUGGCUGGGACACAAAUAAUAAAAUUACAGUGGUACCUCGGGUUAAGAACUUAAUUCGUUCCGGAGGUCCGUUCUUAACCUGAAACUGUUCUUUUUUUUUUUUUUAAUGAUAUUUAUUAAAGUUUCACAAAGAAAGAAUCACAUCAACGAAAAAAGAAAAAUUCAAGAAUAAAAAGAAAAUUACACAAUGCAAAAUACAAAAAGAAAAAAGAAAAACAGUUAAAAACAAUUCCCUCUUUUCAUCACUACUUUUACAUUUACUUGUUUCCCGGACCUCCUCAUACCUCCCUCUUUUGUAUUCCAAUUCAGUUUGUUAGUCCAGCAAUUCCUUUCCCUCCUUUUUAAUCCCAAUCCUUAAUCUUAAUAUAGUAUAGCAUUAAAUUUUUACCUAUUAAAAACCAAUUUUUCCAUUCUUUUAACCUUUUUAAUCCUAAUCCUUAAUCUUGAUAUAUUUAUAACUUUAAAGCCUGUACAGCUAGAAGCCACUUAAUUUCAAUCCAACAUCUUAACCUGAAACUGUUCUUAACCUGAAGCGCCACUUUAGCUAAUGGGGCCUCCCGCUACCGCUGCACGAUUUCUGUUCUCAUCCUGAAGCAAAGUUCUUAACCCGAGGUAAUAUUUAUGGGUUAGCGGAGUCUGUAACCUGAAGUGUAUGUAACUCGAGGUACCACUGUAUUAUUAUUGAACCUGGCAGUUUCUGCUUGCAAAGCAAGGGCUCUAACCACUAUGCCACAUGGCACACCCGGAGAGGGGUGCAAUACGUCCCCGAGGAGGCCACCUGGCCUCUUAUCAGGGACGCCAGGAGGGUUUCAUCCUAAUCCCCAAGUUUCUCCCCUUCCCCUGAGUGAAUAACAGCCAAAAUUGGGCAAAGCUUUGCAGCGGUGCAAGGAGCAGCGGCUGAUUUAAUUUUUGCUUUCCUGCUUUUUUAAAAAAUCAGACGUACGGGAGCAAGAACGUGAAGCGCGUGGGGACCAUCCUGCAACGGGGGAUCCUCAUCCUGCUCCUCUUCUGCUUCCCCUGCUGGGCCUUCUUCAUCAACACGGAGCAGAUCUUGCUUCUCUGCAGGCAGGACCCAGAAGUCUCCCGGUUAGUUGCUUUCGCUCCUUGCAUGCAAAUGCACACACACAUUUAUAGCAAACAUCUCAGGAGGGGGUGGGGAGUGGGGAGCUGUGAUCCACCCUUUGCAGCUUUUCCUCAAACCUCUUCCCUCUUCCUGUCUCCUGACACUGUUUUCCAAAUCAGUUCCAAGCUCCUAGUCCUUAAGGUUUUCCAGCCUUUACGUGAGCGGCAAGUAAAACUGGAAAACUCCUCUGCCGAGGCUCUUUGCUCUAGUUAUCUCCUGCUUGGACUACUGCAACACGCUCUACGUGGGGCUACCUUUGAAGGUGACUCGGAAACUGCAACUAACCAAGAAUGCGGCAGCUAGACUGGUGACUGGGAGCGGUCGCCGAGACCACAUAACACCGGUUUUGAAAGUCCUACAUUGGCUCCCAGGACGUUUCCCAGCACAAUUCAAAGUGUUGGUGCUGACUUUAAAAGCCCUAAACGCCUCGGUCCAGUAUAUCUGAAGGAGCGUCUCCACCCCCAUCGUUCAGCCCGGACACUGAGGUCCAGCACCGACGGCCUUCUGGCGGUUCCCUCCCUGUGAGAAGUGAGGUUACUGGGAACCAGGCAGAGGGCCUUCUCGGUGGUAGCACCCGCCCUGUGGAACGCCCUCCCACCAGAUGUCAAGGAAAUAAACAACUAUCUGACUUUUAGAAGACAUCUGAAGGCAGCCCUGUUUAGGGAAGUUUUUAACGUUUGAUGUUUUAUCGUGUUUUUUAUGUUCUGUUGGCAGCCGCCCAGAGUGGCUGGGGUAUAAGUAAUAAAUUAUUAUUAUUAUAAAGCACAGGUUCUGAAGCAAAACUGUGCCACUGUGCAAGGCCCAAGGGCUGCGGUCCUUAACACUUGCUAGAGCGCUAGUCCUACUCAGAGCAACCUACUUUUGAGCAAGGAUGCUCACACCUGUACUGUUUAAUGAGCUUGAUUUAACCUCUUCUAGCUGUCCUGAGAAUCUGGAAGGAAGCUGGGCAAAGUGAUAAGGUCAGCCUCCCAUCAAUCUGAAAAAUUCACCUUUCCCAGAAUCUUUUGGGUUUUUUUUUACAAUCUGACGCUUCAGCAUAAGUUUGGUCUUUGUGUCCUUAAAGACUAGGAACUUAAAAAGAGCUGAUCCCCAGUUUGUAGCCGGUUUGUGCUUUUGAGUAAUUCGGUUUUCAGGACAUACAUAAUUCUGCACUUCCUGCAAUCGCUCCCUUCUGUUCUCACAUGCGGGGCUUAAAUCUCUGCUCCCCUUCCUGGGCUUUGAGAACUCCCUCUCCCUCUCUCUCUCUUUCUCAAGAGACAUCUUCAGGACCUCAAACCAGCCUUCAGGUGAGCAGAAACACCUGAUUAAAAAAAACAAAAACAUUUUCAGAACUUCUCCUCUCCCGGUCACAAAAAAACCUGAAGAUUGGUUUUGGGUUUGGGGGGGGGUUAUUAUAAUUUUUUAUUAGUUUUUUUUAACUUAUCAAUGUCAACAGUAAUUAAACAUACUUUUACAUCUUAUUCAAAUUUUUGACUUCCAUCAAUCCUGUCUGAAAAUUUUCCAAUCUAAUCUCUCAGUAUGCAUUUCUUAUCUUCCUUAUUACAUUUCAAACUCAUAACCAAUAUCUCUAUCUUUUUCUACUUUGUAACACUUCAUCUAUUUCUCCUUAAAAAACUAAUUGUAGUCCUACUAGCGUAAUUUGUUGAUUACAGUUGCUCUUCAAAUAAUUCAUCUACUUCUUCCAAUCUUCUGUAAAUCUCUGGUCCCGCAGGUUUCGAAUCCUUCCUGUCAUUUUGUCCAAUUCUGCAUAGUCCAUUAAUUUUGUCUGCCAUUCUUCUUUCGUCCGAAUUUCUUCUUGCUUCCAUUUCUGGGCUAACAAUACUCUUGCCGCAGUUGUUGCAUAUAAAAACAAUUCAACAUCUUGCCUAUCAAUGUCCUGACCUAUAAUACCAAGUAAAAAUGCUUCUGGUUUUUUAAAAAACGUAUAUUUCAACAUGUUGAAAGUUAGAAGAUUGGUUUGCUUUAGCUAUAAACCAGGCUUCCUCAACCCCGGUCCUCCAGCUGUUUUGAGACUACAAUUCCCAUCAUCCCUGGCCACUGGUCCUGCUAGCUAGGGAUCAUGGGAGUUGUAGGCCAAAAACACCUGGAGGGCCAAGGUUGAAGAAGCCUGCUAUAAACCUACGCUGACGGUUGUUGUGAGACUUAAAGAGGGAGGGGAGAAGAACCAUGCACACCACUUCAAGCUCCUCGGAGGACAAGGUGAACUAUAAACGGAAUGAUAGACGGAUGAAUAAUGGCAUGAACUGGAGCCUCCAGAUCUGAGAGCAGUCUACCUCUGGAUAACUAUCUGCAGAGUUAAAUCCCUGCUUUGGAUUCUCCUAGACCUGUGAGCUUCCGAUGCAACCAAUGAACCCGUUAAGUUCGUAUCCGCUGUGCCUGGGAAGAAAAAUAAAAUUUCUGUUAUGUCUUUCAUUGCAGGUUGACUCAGGUUUACGUGAUGAUAUUUAUUCCAGCACUCCCAGUAAGUGUUGUUGUUUUUUAAAAAAUAAAAAACCUCCCCUUCUUUCCUCUCUGCACCCCCCACCCCCCAGAUUCCUUGUUCCCGUUUACACUUGCAAUUAAAACAAUUGAGAUUUCAGAAGCGCCUUAAAUUCGCUUCAGGAAGCUGUGUCUCAGAGGUGGGGCUCGGAUGUUAGUCCUUCAUUUAGAAACAGAUUCACACCCCGGCAUUUUCCCACAUAGUUCUGGGCAGCUUCCGAAAGCAAGUCAAAAUGCACAGCAGGAUUUUGAGGUUUGCGGGUCAUGGCUAUUUAAAGGUAAAGGGACCCCUGACCAUUAGGUCCAGUUGUGGCCGACUCUGGGGUUGCGGCGCUCAUCUCGCUUUACUGGCCGAGGGAGCCGGCGUACAGCUUUCGGGUCAUGUGGCCAGCAUGACAAAGCCGCUUCUGGCGAACCAGAGCAGCGCACGGAAAGGCUGUUUACCUUCCCGUUUACCUUACCUAUUUAUCUACUUGCACUUUGGCGCGCUUUCGAACUGCUAGGUUGGCAGGAGCUGGGACUGAGCAACAGGAGCUCACCCCGUCGCGGGGAUUCGAACCGCCGACCUUCUGAUCGGCAAGUCCUAGGCUCUGUGGUUUAACCCACAGCGCCACCCGCGUCCCUGUCAUGGCUGUUUGGAAGCAGGCAAAUCCAGGGAGGGCAAUGCUGUCGAUGGGCCAUGACACCUAUGAUCCGUCUCUGCGGUCGGAGGCAGCUGCCGGCAAUUGCAAGAGGGUGGAGAGUUCGAAUCCUGCUUAGGGCCUUCCCACUGGGGUAUUUGUUUGGCCUCCUAGAGAACAGGAGGUGAGAGAGGUCCCCCUGGGCUAAUCUGCCGACAUACUCUGUGGCAUCCCAGUCCAAACUGGGAAUUAACUGGGAAUGCUGGGAAUCAUCUGGGGCAAGGGCAAAGGACUCUUUGGGGCCCAGUUGCUCGAGACAAGCUGCCGCCGAAAGAAAUCUAAUCCAACACGGUUUUGUGGUUUAUUUCCCCCCACCCUUUCCAGGCAGCUUUCAUCUAUCAGCUACAAACCCGCUACUUGCAAAGUCAGGUAUGGGCCCAUUCGCCUGCUUAGGGGGAGGUUGGGGGGGUCAUUGCUGCGCCAAGGGGGUUGUGCAAACAUUUCCUUUGGCAUUUUGGACAGUCUGGGUAGUUGGCCUUGGUGAAGAUUUGAUGUUUUCAUCCCCAAAAAGUUUUUGAUUCGAGUUUCUACUGAAACGAGGCUGCAUUUUAACGUUGUAUUUUAAUCUUGUUUUUAAGUUGUAUUUUAAUCAAUUGUUUUAUACCUGGUGUUAGCUGCCCUGAGCCCGGUCUUGGCUGGGGAGGGCGGCGUAUGAAUAAAUUAUUAUUAUUAUUAUUAUUAUUAUUAUUAUUAUUAUUAAACGUGUUUUUGGAGUGGGGUAGGGUAGGGGGAGGUCAGGCGCCCUUUCCCAGCUUCUCGUCUGAUUUAUUCUUAGCAACCUAACACAGUCAAGCACAUUUUGAACCGUUAAAGACUGCUGGGGGGGCUGGGGCAGAGAGAGAUGCUGGAGAGACUUUCCAAAUCUUUUCUCAACCUUUCCCCAAAGGGAUCCAUGCCUGAGGGCAAUUCCUCCAGGGUUUGGAGGUUGAGGGAGGUGGGGAGAUGCAAACUGGGAGCCUUACCUGGGUGUGGGAACAGGCUGGCUGGCUGGGGCGGUGUGCUUAAUUUUCCCUGUUUUUCCCCCCUGGAUCCCAGGCUAUCCUCCUGCCCCAGGUGAUCACGGGCGUCGUGGCCAAUAUCCUGAACGUGAUCAUGAACACCGUCUUCCUUUACUCCUUUGGGCUAGGAGUGGUGUAAGUUCGGGGUUCAGGGUUCAGGUCUUGUUGCUAACACAGAAAUUCCUGGACAGCUUGGGAUCCGGUUUGUCCUUGUGUAGACUUGUAAGAUCGCUGGGGAAAGUUUUGCUCAUGGUGACCCCGUGUCCUACAGGAUAUCAUGGGGCUGCGACCCCCAAAACAUUUCCAACCCUUGCCUCUGCAACAGGGGAAGCAACAGGCUGUUGACACCCUCCUUCUUUGAUAUCCAGUCUGUGAGCCAUUUUGGUGUGGACGGGGUUAGACUAGAUGCCCUUUGGGGUGCCUUCCCACGCUACAAUUCUAUGAUUCUGUGACAUGCUGGCUUAUUUCAGUGCUAGGCAACCGGGGGCAGUGGGAGUGUUUUAUCUGCUGCGUUACGGCCCAGGCACACAUAUCUGUGUGCAUUUAAGGUCCCCAUUCCUAAUUUGCGGGUUGCCAUCUGAUUGGAUUUCACUUUGAAUCUGAUUUGAUUUUAGGUUGUAUUUUAAUUGAUUGCUUGAUUUUAUGGUAAUAUGUUAUAUAUUUGAUGUUAGCCGCUCUGAGCCCGGUUUUGGCCAGAGAGGGAGGGGUAUAAAUAAAUUUAUUAUUAUUACUACUACUACUACUACUACUAUCUCCUCCCCAUUUUUUCUUAAAAUGAAAGCUAAGUUUCUAGUUCUCAUGAUUGCAAAGAAAUCUGCUGCCAGCCCUGCCACCCACUCAUAAAACUACAUGGCAACGUGUUACUAGGACCACCAGCCUAAAGAAAAACUGAACCUGAUGUUUUCUCAAUUAUUCCUUCCUCCUAACUUGCUUCAAUUUUCCCUUGCUGUUUCACAGGGGCUCUGCGUGGGCCAACACGCUGUCUCAGAAUUUGCAGGCCCUCCUCCUCUUCCUGUAUGUGUGGUGGAAGAAGAUACACAAGGAGACAUGGGGAGGUAUUAUUAUUAUUAUUAUUAUUAUUAUUAUUAUUAUUAUUAUUGGGACGUGGGCGGCGCUGUGGGUUAAACCACAGAGCCUAGGACCUGCAAAUCGAAAGGUUGGCGGUUCGAAUCCCCGCGGCGGGGUGAGCUCCCGUUGUUCGGUCCCAGCUCCUGCCCACCUAGCAGUUCGGAAGCACCCCUAAGUGCAAGUAGAUAAAUAGGGACCGCUUUAUAGCGGGCAGGUAAACGGCGUUUCCGUUUGCUGCGCUGGUGCCGGCUCGCCAGCUGCAGCUUCGUCACGCUGGCCACGUGACCCGGAAGUGUCUUCGGACAGCGCUGGCCCCCGGCCUCUUAAGCGAGAUGAGCGCGCAACCCCAGAGUCGGUCACGACUGGCCAUGAUGGGCAGGGGUACUCAUCAAUGGCUUUUUAUUAAAAUUUAUAUACCACCAUUCCUCCAAGGAGCUCAAAGAAGGCCAUUCUGUCUCCCCCCUGUUUUAUUUCCUCUCAACAACCCUGUGAGGUAGGCUAGGCUAAGAAAUAGCAGCCAGCCCAAGGAUCACCCGGUGGCUGAGUCGGGUUUUGAACUGUGGCCUCCGAGGUCCCUAGUCCAGCACUAUAACUGUGACACCCACCCCUGGGCUCUCUGGGAGGCGUUAACCUGGGGAUUAUUUUUUAAUUUUUGCCUCCGAGAAGGCGGCGUGGAAGGAGGGGAGAACGAAACCCCCCUGACACUCCCACGCCCUGUGCAGUUUGCGGGCGACUGCGGUGGGGAAAAAGCCUUUUAAGGGAGCCCCUUUGCAGUGAUAGGUCAGGGUGGGUCACGUGACGUGCGCCCAAUCCAAGCUUCUGGAAUUUGGAAGCCUCUUUCUGCUGGUUCUUGCAGGCUGGACGCUCGACUGCUUGCAGGAGUGGGGCUCCUUCAUCCGCCUGGCCCUCCCUAGUAUGCUGAUGAUCUGCAUCGAGUGGUGGACAUUUGAGAUCGGCAGCUUCCUGGCGGGUGAGGCUAUGAGGCUAAGGCCGUGUCUCUGUCUGCUUCCCUGUCCUGCAUCUCCAUUUCCCUGCUUCGUACCAUGCCACGUCAACAAACCGCAGUACCCCUUUCUCGCCACGACCAGCAGCGGCACUGCAGAGCAGCACAGAUCGGGCUCCCUGUUCCCUCAAGUCUUGCCGGUGUCCCAAACGCAUCAUUGCCCCCAGAGGCUAAUCUUCCCUCUGUAGAACUACGGAUCUGGCGCAAGACACUUUAACUAUUGGCUUCUCCUAAACUCAAAUCCCCCUGGUGUAAUAUCCCUAGCGCUACAAGAUUGUCCCAAGUCUAAAAUUGCCUAUCCAAAGCUUCACUCUUGUGGUUUAUCACCACAACAGCUACUCGCUUUGGGUUUUAGUAAAGCUAUCGGUCUAAUUUGUCAGCGCCUAAAUGAUACCGAAGAGGGACGCGGGUGGCGCUGUGGGUCAAACCACAGAGCCUAGGGCCUGCAGAUCAGAAGGUUGGCUGUUCUAAUCCCCGCGACGGGGUGAGCUCCCGUUGCUCGGUCCCUGCUCCUGCCAACCUAGCAGUUCGAAAGCACAUCAAAGUGCAAGUAGAUAAAUAGGUACCACUCCGGCGGGAAGGUAAACGGCGUUUCCGCGCACUGCUCUGGGUCGCCAGAAGCGGCUUAGUCAUGCUGGCCACAUGACCUGGAAGCUGUAUGCCGGCUCCCUCGGCCAAUAAAGCGAGAUGAGCGCCGCAACCCCAGAGUCGGCUACAACUGGACCUAAUGGUUAGGGGUCCCUUUACCUUUACCUUUAAAUGAUAUCGAGCGUCAGAACAACCUGGCCACAAUAAAGAAUUUUUGUCCAUGGCAUGACUAUUUUCCACCUUCCCAUUUUGACUCUCUGGCCACCCAAUCUGCAUAACCUAGCAAUUCUAAAAUAUAGGCGCGCUUUUACUCUCGCAAGAUUGAAUGUAUUGCCCUCGGCUGGACUCGAGGGACGAUUCCAACAGAUUCCACACGAAAAACACUUAUGCCCCUGUGGAGAUGGCAGUACCGAAUCGGUGGCGCAUGCCCUUCUGGCUUGCACUCCUUAUAGAGACUUGAGGAAGGAGAUUAUCACCCCUCUUUUGCUGUCCAUUCCGGGUCGCCCAACCACUGCCCCAGUGUCCUUUCUCUUGGCAGAUCAAGAUGAGCAGGUGACGGCAAAGGUUGCAAGGUUUUUAGCUGGGGCAAUCAGAAUAAGAUCCGCUAUUUGACUAUUGAUUCAAAACCCAAAAAUGUAUUUUAUAUAAUUAACUUUUUAUUUCUAUGCUUUGUAUACCAUAUUGUUGUUUUACUGCUAUGGCCGAUGGCUGACACGAAUAAAGAUUCAUUCAUUCAUUCUUGUUGGUGCAGACAGUGAGAUUUGUCCAUUUGGACCAGGCCAGCACCUCCUACCCAUUCACACGUCUGCCAUUAAGUCUAAAGACCAGCACCUCCCGCCUCCUCCUUUUUGGCCUCUGAUGACUCACCUGCUUUCAGUUCUCCUCCAUAAUUCCUCCGUGUCUCCUUUUCUUCCUCUUUCCUCCCCAAGGCAUGAUCAGCGUGGUCGAAUUGGGCGCUCAGUCCAUCAUCUACGAACUGGCUACGGUCGCAUAUCUGGUGAGGCAUUGAAUUUCCUUGUACUGAGUGAGCCAUUCCCGGCUAGAACUCGCUGUGCCGUUAACUCUUCACCUGAGUCUCCCGUUUUUAUAAAAAUUGCCGCUGUUGUUCCAGUGACACCUUUUUAUUUUGAAUUCUCAUUGCAGGUAUUUGUUCUACCUUAGUGGUUUGCACAACUUGGGCUUUUAUACUUCGCAACCCUAUUUUUGCAGCCUUUUCUUGGCAUGAAUCACCCCAAUCAGAGACCUGCACUGAUUCAUAGCCAGGCCAAAUUCAAGUUGUUGUUGUUGUUGUUGAUAAUUAAAUUUGUAUGCCGCCUGAUACCCGUAGAUCUCAGGGUGGUUCACAAAAUAAAAUUACAAUAGAAAAAGCACAAAAAACAUCAUGAAAAUUACCGUAUUUUUUGCUCUAUAGGACGCACUUUUUCCCCUCCAAAAAUGAAGGGGAAAUGUGUGUGCGUCCUAUGGAGCGAAUGCAGGCUUUCGCUGAAGCCUGGAGAGCGAGGGGGGUCGGUGUGCACCGACCCCUCUCGCUCUCCAGGCUUCAGGCAACUAUCCGCAAGCCUUCGGAGGGCUCCGAAGGCUUGUGGACAGCAGCCUGCACCCUGAAGCCCGCCGAGCGCUGCGCCAACUCCCACUGCGCUCGCUGGGCUUCAGGCAGCCAUCCGCAAGCCUUCUGAGCACGGCGGGAGUUCCCGCUGCGCUCGGAAGGCUUGCGGAUAGCUGCCUGUUCUGGGGUCGGGGGAAGCUCGGGCUUCCCCCAUCCCUAGCCCCGCAAACUCCGGGAGCAGCAGCGAGGUUGCACACAAUCUUGCCGCCGCUCCUGGACCUGGGGGGAGGGGGAAAAUAAUUUACCCCCCUUCAUUUCCCCCCUAAAAACUAGGUGCGCCCUAUGGAGCGAAAAAUACAGUAAAACAAAUACUAUUGGUAUAUAAAACCCUUAACAGCCUGGGACCAGUUUACUUGUGGGAACGCAAGUUCCAUAUAUGCCCUUCGAUCUGUAGAACUGGCACAGCUACACUCAUUUCAAACUUUUAAGAGAUCGUUCCUUUAGCGUGGCAUCACCUACCCUUUGGAACUCCCUGCCUGUAGACAUCAGACAGCUUCUUUCACCGUACACAUUUUGGUGCUUCCUCCAAACAUUAUUUUAGGCAAGUCUGUCCAGUCCUGUAGAAUAUUCACCUGUGUUUUAAUCUGGUUGUGUUUUUUUUUUUUUUAAAGUUUUUUGUUGAUUUUAAUUAUUUUUGAACCUUUUAAAUAGUUGUUUUUAACUGGGAGGAGGGGUCGGUUGCUGAAAAUUUCAUUGCUUCGAUAUUUUUGUAAACCGCCUUGCGGCGUGUGUGUGGUUUUGUGUUCUGUUUUACAAUUCAGCGGUGUAUAAAUUUUACGAAACAAAAUAAAUGUGCUUACUGAAUAAGCAUCGCCACACACUUUUGAGUAAACAUCCCUAGAAUUGCACUGUUGGGGCCAUCUUCUCUCUUCCCCCCCAACACACAAUUUCAAAAAAGAAAUUCUCCAAAUACAGUCAUACCUCAGGUUAUAGUCGCUUCAGGUUGCGUUUUUUCGGAUUAUGGACCCGCUGAAACCCGGAAGUACUGGAAUGGGUUACUUCCGGGUUUCGGCAGCUGUGCAUGUGUAGAAGUGCUAAAUCGCGCUUUGCGCAUGUGCAGAAGCGCCACAUCACAACCCGCACAGGCGCGCUGCCACGGGUUGCGAACGCUGUGGGUUGCGAACGUGCAUCCCGGACGGAUCACGUUCACAACACGAGCAUCGACUGUCCUUUUUUUUUAGCCUUAAAGGGGCUGUUGCUUUCGCUCCUCACUUGGUUAACUCCCUUGGUUAAUCUCCUCUCCUGUCCCCCCACCAGCUACCGCAAGGGAUGAGCGUUGCCUCCAGCGUCCGAGUGGGGAACGCCCUGGGGGCCGGUGACGUCCAGCAAGCCAAACUGUCCUGCAUCACGGGACUCCUCUGCACGGGUGUGUAUGUCUCUUUAAGGCUGUCCCAGUCCCUCUGGUAGUGGGCGGAGCUCUCUUUCCCAGGAAGGGUUCAUCCUUAAAGGGGCAGCGUCCCCUAAGCUCAGGGGAAGAGAACCCUCUCCCCCCCCAUCUGAAAGCUGCAUAUUCUCACAGGCGACCUUCUGGGGGCCGUGUGAUAGUGAUGGGAAGGGCCAGAGACAAAGCGAUCGAGAGAGAUAGGGUGAAAGAACAGGUGCAAGGGGUUUCUACGCACCCAUUCCUAGUGGCCGUCCUGCAGAACCAUCUUGGGAAAGGGGGCGUGGCUUGGGGAGGCGGGGCCUGGAGAGUGUCCCAAGGGCCAGACAGAGAGCCACGGAGGGCCGCAUUCAGACCUGAGGUUCCCCCACCCCGGCAUGAGAGGUGUGCUACCUCUGAGGCACAUUCAGACCAUUUUCAGAGGAGCUCUUUAAAUACUGUUGCAUUUUUAAAUGUGUGACAUUUUAGUGUAUUUUCGGUCUUUGUUGGAAGCCGCCCAGAGUGGCUGGGGAAACCCAGCCAGAUGGGUGGGGUACAAAUAAAUAAUAAUAAUAAUAAUAAUAAUAAUAAUAAUAAUAAUAAUUUAAAAACGCUUCUGAUCUGAUCUCUCUCUCCUGUCCCAGGUGUGUUUGCAAUGGUGUUUGCUGGCCUCCUGGCAGCCGUGAAGGACGUGGUAGCCUACGUCUUUACCAGCGACAGGUAGGUCAUUCAAACUCGGAGCAAGAAAUUCUUUCGCCACUGAUCUGGGCAAAUCGGCAGACCGCUCAGCAGUCCACGAGAGAACUUAAAAACUCCAAACUUAAAAAUGGAAAGCGUAACGCUGGUGGUGAACAAAAAGAGGUUUAAAGACUCUCUCAAAAGAAUGUGGUAUAAACACCAACAACUGGGAAACGCUGGCCUGCAAGCGCUCCAGUUGGAGAACAGCCUUUGCCAAAGGUGUCAUGGGCUUUGAAGACACUCGAACUCAGGACGCAAGGGAGAAACGUGCUAGGAGGAAGGCACGCUUGGCAAAUCCACACCGUGAUCAGCUCCCACCCAGAAACCAAUGUCCCCAAUGUGGAAGGACGUGUGGAUCCAGAAUUGGCCUCCACAGUCACUUACGGACUCAUUGUUAAAACCAUGUUUAUGGAAGACAAUCUUACUCAGCUAAGAGUGGUUGCCAAAGAAGUUUAAACACAAAAUGCAUUAAAGAAGAACGAAACAACAACCAAUAAUACAUAAUUAUAGUGGAGAAAAUUACACAAAACUUGAGAUUCUGACAGGGACUAGAACGUCCAAACAUAUAUUUAUUUGAUUUGGCGUUCUUUUAUUACCUAUACAACAGAGACAUCUUUUUCAAAGCAACCCUUUUGUAAGUCUGGAAAAUGUGAAACUAUACUUGACGAUCUGAUAACACUGAUAUUCUUUACUGGGACUUGGUUAUUUUAACCCAUGUUAAACUGGACUCAUCCUACGUGCCUAUUUUGUAGCUUUGUUUUUCAUCUUUUAAUUUUUGUCUGUUGUUAUCUCUGUUUUAUAUACGUUAUAAAAUGAAAUAAUGCUUUUUUUUAAAAAAACCUCUACCAAAAAAAAAAAGCUCACCUUCUUUCCUUGCCCAUUCUUAGUCUUGUCUUUCCUCCCCGACAGAGAGAUCAUCGCCCUGGUUGCCAAAGUGAUGAUGAUUUUCGCCCCUUUCCAUCUGCUGGAUGCAAUAGCGGUGAGUUCAAUACAGCAUGAAUUGGUACCCAGGGCUGUGUGGCUGCAAACCCCGUAGUUCCACUAGGGGGCAGCACAAGCACAGAAUGUGGUUCUUCCUUUUCCUUUUCUCACGUUUAAAACUUAGCAAGCUUCUAGACCUCAUGUUCAUAAACAUAUUUUUGAAGCCAUUCGCCCAGAUAGUCUUCAGCUGCCAAAUAAAUCUUUCCAGUGUUUGGAGAUCUAGUUUUUUCCUGUCCUGUGGAUAUUCUCCCAACACUGCCCCAGCCCCAGCAAGCAAAAACUGCUCACAAAUAAUUUUCGGAUGGAAUGUAAAGGGAGAGGAGUUGUGCAAAUGGAUUCAGCUUGCCCAAUAUAAGCAGCUUUCCUUUCCAGUGACUUUGACAAUGCAGUCCUAAGCAUGUCUACUCAGAAGUAAUUCCUACUGAAUUCAGUGGGAUUUGCUGUCAGCUAAGGAGAACUAGGACUGGGUCUUAAUUUAUGUUAUUAUCUUAAGUGCACACAACCCUAGUUUAUUUACGUUAGCGUUUCCCUCGCUUGAGGGACUUUGAUGCGUGUUCUUAAGCCUGUUCUGAGCUUGCCUCUUGGACAGAAGCGAGAACUCAUACAGGGAGGCAACAGGCAGCUCUCUCCUCUGAGCUUGAAUCUUCCUGCAGCUUUCCUGUUAAAAUUAUUGGACAUAGCUGAGGUGGCAAAGUUGGCGUGUUUAAUCAGAGAAAAACAUUUUUCAAUAUUUACAAAAGAUUGGUAACCCCUUACAGUCACUAUGUGAAAAAGAAAAUGGAACUGUUGAUAUCUGGGUUUAAAUAAAACAUUGGUUUAUAGAACCAUUGAGUGUUCAAGAUAACAUCCACUCCGUUUUAAAUAAUUUUCUAUAUAUAGCUGACAGACGAAGAAUCGGAAGUUCUCUUUCUUUCUUUUCUUUCUUUCUUUCUUUUCCCCCUUCUCCUUUCUUCAUUUUGGUUUCUGUUUUAUUUGGAUUAGUUUUUUUAUCUUUGAUAAAAAGAUAUUGGAUAUUAAUCUCUGUAUUUUUUCAAACUUUAAUAUUUAUUUAUUUUUAAGGGAGAAAAACAACCCUUUGAGGUAGGCCAGGGUCUUGACGGUCUACCACGCUGACACUUUUGCUGAACUGGUAUAAUUUUAGCCCUCUCUCCUUCUCAUCCCCUCUCCAGGCCACGUGCGGCGGAAUACUGAGAGGAGCUGGAAAGCAGAAGAUUGGUGCCAUCGCCAACGCCAUCGGCUAUUACACCAUUGGGCUUCCCAUUGGCAUCACACUUAUGUUUAGGUACAAGCUUGGAGUGAUGGGUACGUAUCUCAGCAGGCCAACGCAAGCUGAUGUUGUCUGCUUUAAAAGAAAGAAAAAGAAUUUUAAUUUAAUACCUGCUGGUCAUUUUUUCCUAAGAGACAUCAAGGAUUGGGUGUGCUUGUUCACCUCUUCCCUCCUCAUCCUGUUUUCCUUUUGUGUUGUGCCUUUUUUUAAGGCACAAUUCAAAGUGCUGGUGUUGACCUUUAAAGCCCUAAACGGCCUCGGCCCAGUAUACCUGAAGGAGCGUCUCCACCUCUGUAAUGAGUAUGGGUUGCUCGUGCGUAAGUUGCCGCCUCUCCUGGCUUUGUUGCCUUGUUAAACCUUUCAGUCUGGGCAGCCCUUCACUUCGUGGCUGCCUCAGUCGCUAGCAGAAUCCGUCAGUGGGCGUUUCUUAAAUCUUUUCCAACAUAAAAGUUGUUUGACACCCAGUCUCCUCCUACUCUCUCUGCGCGGAAGUCUUCUGCGCAGGGAGGGCAUGGGUAGCGGAGGACCCGUGCUCUCCUUGCUGGUGUCCGGUGAAGAGUCCUGGAGCCCUCUCGCCGAUUCCCCCAUCUGCCCCCCUUUAUCCCUGGUGUUGCGCUGAUUUGCUUCCCCAUCUGCGGAGCUGCCUCUCUCCCUGCUGGGCCCUUCUCCAGCAUCAUUUGAGAGCCUUCCCUCCGCCUCUAGCUCCGAUGUCAGUUCCCUGACAACCCCCAUCGUUCUGCCCGGACGUUGAGGUCCAGCGCCGAGGGCCUUCUGGCGGUUCCCUCAAUGCAAGAAGCAAAGCUACAGGGAACCAGGCAGAGGGCCUUCUCGGUAGUGGCGCCCGCACCGUGGAACGCCCUCCCAUUAGAUGUCAAAGCGAUAAACAACUACCUGACAUUCAGAAGACAUCUUAAGGCAGCCCUGUUCAGGGAAGUUUUUAAUGUGUGAUAUUUUAGUGUAUUUUUGGUUUUUGUGGAAGCCGUCCAGAGUGGCUGGGGAAACCCAGCCAGAUGGGCGGGGUACAAAUAAUAUAUUAUUAUUAUUAUUAUUAUUAUUAUUAUUAUUAAAUUAUUAUUCUAAGCCUGAGGGCAGGGACUAUGUGUGUGUGUCUUUACUCACUCAGGGAGCCAUGCUGAUUGAAGAGCAGGAUAUAAAUGCUUUCAACAAAUGAAAAAAAAAGAGCAAGGCCCUUGUUUGGGUCCUGCCACUAGGUCCCUUCGCUCAGCUGUCUCCAAGAUCCAGCCGGACCGGGGGGGGGGAACUGUGGCUCCUCCAGAUGUUGUGGAACUACAACUCCCAUCAGCCCUAGCAAGCAUGGCUAAUGGCCAGAGAUGAUGGGAGUUGUAGUUCAGCAGCAUUGGGAGGGCCAGAGUUUCCCUCACACCUUUGUAUUCAUUAUAAUAAUAAUAAAUAAUAAAAUUUUAUUUAUAUCCCAGCCGAAGCCAGGCUCAGAGCGGCUAACAACAGUAACAUGAUACAACAUUCUAAAAUCAUUUCAUUAUAAAAUCAGUUUAAAUCCAAUUAAGGGCAACCAUUAAGCAAAAUUCUGUGCAGGUUGCCAGAGGAGGGAGUCAGGCUGCGCCCUGACCAAAGGCCUGGUGGAACAGCUCUGUCUUGCAGGCCCUGCGGAAAGAUAUCAAGUCCCGCAGGGCCCUAGUCUCUUGCGACAGAGCCUUCCACCAGAUUGGGGCCACAGCCGAAAAAGCCCUGGCUCUGGUUGAGGCCAGCCUAACCUCCCUGUGGCCUGGGACCUCCAAGAUGCUAUUUGAAGACCGUAAGUUCCUCUGUGGGGCAUACCAGGAGAGGCGGUCCCGUAGGUACGAGGGUCCUAGGCCGUAUAGGACUUUAAAGGUUAAAACCAGCACCUUAAACCUGACCCUGUACUCCACCGGGAGCCAGUGCAGCUGGUAUAGCACCGGGUGAACGUGAUCCCACAGCGGGGACCCCGUAAGGAGUCUCGCCGCGGCAUUCUGCACCCGCUGGAGUUUCUGGGUCAGUCUCAAGGGCAGCCCCACGUAGAGUGAGUUGCAAUAAUCCAGUCUGGAGGUGACCGUCGCGUGGAUCACAGUGGCUGUGUAUUAGGACGUUGCCUUAUGCCAAGUCAAGUUGGACAACCCAAUACUACCUGCUCUGACUGGCAGAGCACCACUCACUUUGGGAACUGCCGAUUUAACAUUUGUUGUAGUUCCAAAAACUUCUGGGGUGCGGUGCACCAGGUUUGUUUGUUUUUUAAAUGAUUUUCAUUGGCUUUACAUAUAAUCACAUUAUGUAACGUCAGAUCCUCUUAUUUUAUCUCUUUGGCUCAACUGGGCCUGACGACUUCUCUCCCUCCCAUCUGAUGGUUUACAACAGGCACCCCCAACCUUCGGCCCUCCAGAUGUUUUGGACUACAAUUCCCAUCAUCCCUGACCACUGGUCCUGUUAGCUAGGGAUCAUGGGAGUUGUAGGCCAAAACAUCUGGAGGGCUGCAGGGCAGGGAUGUUGAAUGGUUUCUUUAAAUAUUAAGGUUCGUCAUCGUUUCACAAGAUGUGUGUCUCUUUAAAGGCCAGAGCAAAUAACAUGACCUAGUUUUACAGCUGUGAAGCAGUAUAGCAGGUGCUGUUAAAAGUAAAGGUAAAGGUACCCCUGCCCGUACGGGCCAGUCAUGUCCGACUCUAGGGUUGUGCGCUCAUCUCACUCUAUAGGCUGGGAGCCAGCGCUGUCCGCACUUCCAGGUCAUGUGGCCAGCGUGACGAAGCUACUCUGGCGAGCCAGAGCCGCACACGGAAACGCCGUUUACCUUCCCGCUAGUAAGCAGUCCCUAUUUAUCUACUUGCACCCGGGGGUGCUUUCGAACUGCUAGGUUGGCAGGCGCUGGGACCGAGCAACGGGAGCGCACCCUGUUGCGGGGAUUCGAACCGCUGACCAUGCGAUCGGCAAGUCCUAGGCGCUGAGGUUUUACCCACAGCGCCACCCGCAUCCCAGCAGGUGCUGUUAAGUUGUGUUAAUUAAGCUGUGUCAGCAAUUGGGUAUUGUAUAUAAAGAGCAGCAUGUAGCGCUCUCAGUCCCCUGGUGAAAGGGAUGGUGGAUGGGUCAUGCUUAUUGAUAUAGUGUAAUUUAGUGUAAAAGGGGUUUUUGUUUUUGUUAUUCAAGCCUAGCAAAAGUUACUUUUGCGUUUCUUGAAUGUGUGGUCUCCCCAGCACCUUCUGCCUUCUGCAGUGCAACUAGUCUGCAAAAUAACCAACAGGGGAUGCCUGGUUUACAAAAUUAAACUUUGCAUCUUUACAUUUUGCUUUGUUUCCUAUCCUUUUUAUAUCAUUACAGUGGUACCUCGGGUUUAGAACUUAAUUCGCUCUGGAGGUCCAUUCUUAACCUGAAACUAUUCUUAACCUGAAGCACCACUUUAGCUAAUGGGGCCUCCCGCUGCCGCCAGAGCACAAUUUCUGUUCUCAUCCUGAAGCAAACCCGAGGUACUAUUUCUGGGUUAGCAGAGUCUGUGACCUGAAGUGUCUGUAACCCGAGGUACCACUGUACCUAAAAUAUUAAGUUACUCAACCUGAAUAUGUAGCAAUUUCCUCUUACAAAUCUUCAGAUAGCGCUGCUAUAAUGAUGUUAACUGCUUACAAUUGUCUUCCAAACAUGAUAUAAAUUUGUUCCAGUCGUUUUGGAAUGCUUGGUCUCGCUGGUUCUGAAUUCUUCCCAUCAGUUUUGCUAGUUCUGCAAAGUCCAUCAUCUUCAUCUGCCACUCUGCUUUUGUUGGGGCACACCGGGUUUGGGAAGCCUGACGUGUACGCAGAAUAAAUAAAUACUGGAUGGUUCAGGGAUGCGGGUGGCGCUGUGGGUUAAACCACAGAGCUUAGGACUUGCUGAUCAGAAGGUCGCUGGUUCGAAUUCCUGCGAUGGGGUGAGCUCCCAUUGCUCGGUCCCUGCUCCUGCCAACCUAGCAGUUCGAAAGAACGUCAAAGUGCAAGUAGAUAAAUAGGUACCGCUCCGGUGGGAAGGUAAACGGCGUUUCCGUGCGCUGCUCUGGUUCGCCAGAAGCGGCUUAGUCCUGCUGGCCACAUGACCCGGAAGCUGUACGCAGGCUCCCUUGGCCAAUAAAGCGAGAUGAGCACCGCAGCCCCAGAGUCAUCCACGACUGGACCUAAUGGUCAGGGGUCCCUUUACCUUUACUAGAUGGUUCAUCUGAGGGAUCUUCCCUUGUUCUUGUUCUCUCUUUUUAGGCCUGUGGACGGGGCUGAUCGUCUGUAUCUCCCUCCAAGCCGCCUCUUUCCUGGUCCUCGUCCUGCGAGCCGACUGGAAAAAGGCCUCGGAAGAGGUGAGGCUCGAGAGCACCGGUUCCUUUGGUUUCCAUAAGUGGGGCGGGUCCCAGCACCCCUGGGGGAAUCUAGCCCAACCCCUUGCAAAGAAACACAGGGGAAGAAUCCUUGACGGCUGGCCACCCAACCUCUGCUUAAAAGCCAGAGGAGAUCGUCUGACAGCUUCCAAGGUUGUCCGUUCCUCUGUUGAAUGGCUCUUAUCCUUCCUGAUGUUUAGAGAGAAUCUGCUUUCUUGCAACUUGAAUCCGUUGCUUCGAGUCCUAUCGUCCGGAGCAGCAGAAUAAUAAUACAGAGGACGCUUGGGUUGCGAACGUGAUCCGUGCGGGAUGCACAUUUGCAACCCACAGUGGCGUGUCUGCGCAUGCACGGGUUGCGAUUCGGCACUUCUGUGCAAAGCGUGAUUUAGUGCUUCUGCGCAUGCGCGACCGCCGAAACCCAAAGUAACCCGUUCCGGUACUUCCUGGUUUUGGUGGGUGCGUAACCCGAAAAACGCAACCUAAAGCGGCUGUGAGCCGAGGUAUGACUGCAUAGUCAAACCCCGGUUGUUGAACAUAAUCCGUUCUGGAAGCACGUUUGGCUUCCAAAACAUUUGACAACCGAGGCGCAGCUUCCGAUUGGCUGCAGGAGCUUUGAGCAGAAGCCCAUCAGACGUUCGGCUUCCGAAAAAUGUUCGUAAACCGGAGCAUUUACUUCCAGGUUUUCGGCGUUCAGGAGCCAAAACGUUCCAAAACGGAGGCGUUCGGGAUCCGAGGUUUGACUGUAACAACAAUAGCAUCAUCAAUAGUAAUUUUGUUGUUUAAAUGCCGCCCAUCUAACUGGGUUCCCCCAGCCACUCUGUGCAGCUCCCAACAAAAUAUUAAAAAGAACAUGUGGUCUGAGAGCUGCCCAGAGCGUUUGGCCCCUGCUGGAUUGAUGCAAAACACAUAAAAGACAAAUGUCCUCUUCUGUCAUGGGGGGCGCUGAACUCUCAGCCUCACAGGAGCUCUUCCUUCCUCAGUUCCUUGAAAAAGACACAAAAGAUUUUUGUGUGUUUCUUGGGCUCUGCUUUCCUUCAGAAAUUUCACACCCCAGUUUGUGGUUUUAAGGCAAAGGUGUGUUGUCGAGGUGGAAAAAGUGCCGUUCUGAAAACGAGGAGCUCCAGAAACCUGACGAUCCAAAUUAAAACGUUGGGAUUCUGCUCCCGGCUUCCAGCUGAGAGGCAACGGGUUGCGGCGAGCUUUCCUCAGAAGUUGGAAAUCGAGACCCCUAAGCUAGCCAUGCCCAUUAUUCCCAGUGGGACUGUUUUGAGCAGGACUAGCGUGGGAGACAGCCCUCGGAGUAGACGUACUGAAAUUAGCUGGCCCUAAUUAGGCGCACCCAUUAACUUCAAGGGGUCUACUCUAGGUAAGAUGAGAGCCCAGUACAGUGGUACCUCAGGUUAAGUACUUAAUUCAUUCCGGAGGUCCGUUCUUAACCUGAAACUGUUCUUAACCUGAAGCACCACUUUAGCUAAUGGGGCCUCCUGCUGCCGCUGUGCCACCGGAGCACGAUUUCUGUUCUCAUCCUGAAGCAAAGUUCUUAACCUGAAGCACUAUUUCUGGCUUAGUGGAGUCUGUAACCUGAAGCGGAUGUAACCUGAGGUACCACUGUACUUUUCGGAGAGAUGUGCAGUUGUGAAAGUAUUCAGGUGUCUGACGAAGGGCGACUCAAUGAGCCUUGAUUGGGACGUCAGGGAAAAUGUGUGCUAUGGGUUUUAACCCUGAGAUAACUCCUAUCUCCCUCUCCCCCCCCCCAUCCCAAAUUUUUCAUCUCCUAGGCUCAGAGCCGAGCAGGGCUGACAGCCAGACUACAGACCGGCAGUUCUGAGGACAUUUCUGCUAAUAAACCGGUGCCCUUAGGUAAUUUUUCAAUGGGGGUGGGAAUGAAUGGGGUUGAGAGUAUGAUAUAUAUUUUUUUGGGGGGGGAGAUGAAUGGGGCUGGGAGGGAUUCCUUUUCCCGCUUGUAUAAAGGUCAGGGGACACACAGAGGAGAGCGGAGCCUGCUAAAGUUUCGCUUUUAAAACUCAGUUCCUCGCAAGACAGCUUGAUCACCAUGACUGCUCUUCCCUGUGCGAUAUGUGGCCCGGGGCAGGUUUCCAAGGGUUAAGUUCCUAGAAUUGUGGGGUUGGAAGGGGCCCUCAAGGGUCAUCCGGCCUAGCCCCCUGGCCAUGCCGGAAUCGCAGCUCAGGAAUCGCCGACAGGUGGCUCACUCUGGCCUCCACUUUGCCUCUUGACCCUCUCUGCUUCUCCCUCUGUUUCUGGACUGCUCUCUGCCACAGCCUCUUCCUGCUCAUUAAGCCCUGUUUGGAUACCUCCUCCUCCCAUUCUUCUCCCUCUUUGGGCUCUGAGCCUUCUUCCCUUGGGGGUUCCCCCCAACAUCUCUCCGCCCAAUCAGACAAUGACAUACAGCAAUGAAAGGGGUGAGUAAGAUUGGGAAAUAAUAAUAAUAGUAUUUAAUUAUUCAUUCAUUCCCUGCCCAUCAGGCUGUGUUUCCCCAGCCACUCUGGGCGGCUUCAAACAGUAUAUUAAAAACACAGUAAAAGAUCAAACAUUUAAAACUUCCCUAAGCAGGGCUGCCUUCAGAUGUCUUCUUAAAGUAAGAUAGUUGUUUAUUUCCUUGACAUCUGGUGGGAGGGCAUUCCACAGGGCAGGUGCCACCACCGAGAAGGCCCUCCUCCUGGUUCCCUGUAACCCCAAUUCUCGCAGGGAGGGAACCGCCAGAAGGCCCUCAGAGCUGGACCUCAGUGUCCGGGCAGAACAAUGGGGGUGGAGACGCUCCUUCAGGUAUACUGAGCCAUUUAGGGCUUUAAAGAUCUUCACCAACACUUUGAAUUGUGCUUGGAAACGUCCUGGGAGUCAAUGCAGGUCUUUCAGGACUGGUGUUAUGUGGUCUCGGCGGCCGCUCCCAGUCACCAGUCUAGCUGCCGCAUUCUGGAUUAGUUGUAGUUUCCGGGUCACCUUCAAAGGUAGCCCCACGUAGAGCGCAUUGCAGUAGUCCAAGCGGGAGAUAACCAGAGCAGUGAUGGGGAGAGAAAAGGGGCGCGAACCCCUCUCCUUUUUGCAACUGCGGCCUUGCCCACCGCCAGCAUGCGGCCUGCAACCCAUUCCCCCUUCCCGGAUUACACCCCUGAACUAAUGGCGAGGUUUUCUACCCCAUAGCCUACCUUACGAUGGAAACGGAGGUCCCCAACGGAGACGCUCUCAGUGGCAUGGACCACGUGAUGGAGCACCCGCCGCAAGACCAGCUGAUUCCCCCAGAAGAGCUCACUUCGUCUCGCGUGGAAGUUUUGUCUGGGAAGCAGCUCCUAUUGCACCGGGGGCUGGCUGUGGCGUUGGCAAUCACCGUUUUGGUCGCAGGCGUCCUGAUCCGCCUCCUGUUGCAGAACGGGUAAGGCGCUGAGGGGCGGCAGACGGACCCCGUCGAGGACAGAAGACGGCUGGGAAUUCUCUUCAAUUUUGGAGGAACCCCUUUCCUUCCUGGGGCUCAGCCAGGUGUGUGUGUGGGUCACACAACUCAAAGAGAGCCACUUAGCCAAUUGCCCUUGGCCUGAAGGAUGGGGGGAUAUUUCCUGAGCUGGCCUGAGCCGCUCUGCUUUUGUUGGGAAGAGUUGGCCAACUUAAGAAAAGGAUAAUUAAUCGGAUGCCACUAUGAGGAUGUUCAAGCGAUGGGUCACUGUUACUCAGUUCUUCUUUUCCUGGAAGUUUAUUUUCAACCAGACUUUCCCUCUUGCAGCUCAAAUCUUUUUUGAGUCUCUCCCCACACCUUUUAAAAAAAUAUUUCAAUAACCAGCCUGCGGUUGUUGAACCCCGAGGCACGAGAUCAAGGACUCGGUUCAUGCAGCAGACUUUAUUUUCUUGAGAUGUGGACCCUGCCGGUUUUAUGCGUCGUGAGCUCAGGGCUCGUUAAGUUUCCUUUGGCAACCUCUAGCCGAAAACGCACCUUUUCUGUGCUCCCUUUUUUUCCAGUAAUUCUGCAUUUUGGUAUGGUUCAGGGUUUUUAUGAAUAAACCGAGUUUUUCUGAGUUGUUUUAAUAGAUUGCCAGGUGAAGUGCUUCUUCGAUGACGCGGGCAAAUGUUCUGACCCAGGUGUGUGGGAAACGUCGGCCCGAGCUGAACUACAACUCUCCUCCACUGCGGCAAGGGUGUUGGGAGUUGUAGUUCAGCAACAUCCGGAGGGGGACAAAGGCUCCCCAUUGCCUGUUCUGCUCCAACAGACAUUGC
Messenger RNA from Podarcis lilfordi (Lilford's wall lizard), 30449 nucleotides. Lineage: Eukaryota; Metazoa; Chordata; Lepidosauria; Squamata; Lacertidae. The record is from the annotation of a GenBank genome assembly.